AUAUAUUCGAUUUUGUUUUUAGAGAGCUUAGAACACAUGGAUUCGAGUGAGAAGACGUAGCGUCUGGCUGAUAAGCACUCGAUCAACUUUGUUUUCCUAUCAAUUAUUUACCAAUCAGUUGUUACUGAAGGCACCAGUAACUCUCAAGGAAUUUGUAUUGGAACGGCACACCUCGCAAACGUAGUAACCUCAAUGGCUGAAUCAAAUCAAGAUGCGUUGUCCACCGAGGCAUUUCGAGCGAAGAAAGCAGCCGGGUCGCCGGGAUCUGCCACUAAAUCAACAGACAGGCAUUCACGCAAAGCCACUGCGAACUCAUCAAAUCCCUCAAUUUCAAACUCAACAUCGGCGCUAUCAAGGCCAAGUAGUGCAAGCAGAACAAACUCAGCGAAGCGAUAUGUAUCCAGUGAAAAUUUAAGUGUACAGGUGGGUAGAGAUCCUCCUCCACUGGAUGAAAGACAAGAAAAGGUCAAGCUUCUCCGAGAAAAACAGGCCGAGGAGAGGCGGAGAAAAAAUGAGGAACGUAGAGCGGCGUUCGAAGAAAGAAGGCGUAAAAAGGAGGAGGAUGAGAAAGAAAGAUGGAGUACAAUGAAGGACCAAGCAGCCAAACAAAAGACUAAUUCAGCACCCUUAAAACCAGGCACUGGUAGAAAACUGCCAACUCUACCUCAAGAAGUUGGUGCCAAGCGACCAGGCAGUGCUGUAGAGCGCCCAUCUUCUUUACCGAAGCCAUUGGCGAGACCUUCAAGUGCUUCUUCUGCUAAAAGUCCUUCUCAUAGUAGUACUAGUGCUGACAGCUUAUCUGGUGGUUCAACACCGAAAGAAUCUCCUACUACUACCCCCAGUGGCUUGCAACCGAAAAAGUCUCUAGGGGUUAGCAAGUCUGUGUCAGCAAGUAAUUUGAACAAUGCAUCUGUAGCAAAUCGCAGGGGUAGUGGUAGUUCUUUACCUCAAAGGCCAUCAUCUGGCACCAAGCCCAGGACACGGUCAACAUCAUCGCAUGCUCCAGCCUUGACAUUGGAUAAGCAGAAUACUAAAAACAAUAAUAAAAGUCAAGAAUCACUCUUGUUGCCAGGAGGAAAGCUCACCAAAUCUCACUCUACCAGUUCUAUUCACAGAGUUGGUGCACAUAAAAGCACUUCGGAGAAAAACCAGAAGACUGAAACAAAGCCUAAAGCUGGCGUCACAGAUGAAGCAACUGCCAAACAAGCAUUAGCAGAGAGGAGAAAGAAGGCAAGAGAAGAAGCAGAGAGACAGGCUGCACUGGAUAAAGAGCGACAGGAAGCUGAAAGGUUGAGAAAAGAAGAAGAGGACAGGAAGAGAGCAGAGGAAGAAGCCAAAGAAGAAGCAAGGAUGCGUGAACUAGCUGAGCUUUUGCGCAAGCAGGAAGAAGAGAGAUUGAGAAUAGCAGCAGAGGAGAAAGAGAAGCAUGAUCAAGAAGAAGCAGAGAGAGCUGCUGUUGAAAAGAAACGUAAAGAAGAAGAGGAACAGAAAGCAAAAGAAGAGGAAGAAAGAAAAGCUCAAGAAGAAGAAGAGAGACGAAAAAAGGAAGAGGCUGCAAGACUGGAGAGAAAAAGGCGGGUAGAACAAAUUAUGAGUCGAACAAGACAAACAGCAAGUCCUAUCACCACAGAGGAAAGCAAUCCUUCUGCUGCACAAGAGGCAAUAGAUCCAGAAGAUACAAAAAGGAAAGUCAAUGAAAUCCUACAGAAAGUCAAAAGUCAAAGUGCAAUGCCCAGUCAGAUGGAAGGCAAUUUUUCUUCAUUGGUUAACAGUGCUGAAGAAUCACCGCAAGAGGAUGAUAAUGAAUUGGAUACUGAAGAAACAGUGAAUGUUACGUCAGACAAUAUAUUGAUGGUUACAUCAAGUAAUUCUUCAGCUGAAUCAACUUUUCUUCCUGUGCAUGUCAAUGGAGUUCAUGCUUCUGGUUCAGAUGAUUUGUGUAGUUUAUCAACAAGUGAUGAUGAUAAUGAGAAGCAUGUGUCAUUUACAGUUCCUUUAAUAACAGUUGAACAAGAGAUAACAGAUGCAAUCACUGCAAAUAGAAUGACAAGUAAUGAACAUGAAAAGGAGAACAUUUCAAAUCAAUUUAAUGAUGGGUCAUCAACAAUACAGGAAUGUAAUGUCAAUGGGACAGAGCAGGUGUCUGAAAAUGAUGAACUGCUUGACACAGAAAACACUGUGAGGCAUGUUCCUGAAACCAGGCAAGACAUCACUUUUAGUAAGUCUGGAUCUCUAAGCAAAGAUUUAAAUGGUGUGGACGAUGAGGAGGUGCUCUGGAAACAAAUAGAGGCUACCAUGAAAACAAGGCAGUCCUAUGCAAUUGAGACCCUUGAGAAUCUGGGUGUGGUUUCUGAAGGUGACGAUGAUGAAGACAGUGAAGAAGGACAGCUGUGGAAAAUAGUUGAAGGAAAGGCAAAGCUAGCAGAGGUUGUGUGACAAUAAAACUAGAAACAUAAGACUCAACAGUAAUGAUGGGAUGCAAGAUGUCCCAAGUUUUUUUUAAUGUAACUUAAAGGAGCUUUGUUACCAUAAAUAUGGGUUGUACAAAUAGUAAUUUUAAAGCAAAAAGUUUUGAAUUCUUCCAAGUUGGUCUCAAGCCCUGUCUUUACAAAAACAAAAAAAAAAGGCACAAAAUUCUAUUAAACUGAGAGGUAAAAAAAUGUCAAUUAUGUUUGAUCAACCUCAAAGAAAUACCAGGAGAAGGGAAUUAAAUUUAUUAUUUUCACCAUUUCUCCAGCUGUAGCCAAACACCUGUGAAAACUGAGAAGAUUGUUGCAUCAUUUCUGAGACUUAGAUCCCCUUGUUCUGUUUAAGUAUCACUUAAUUUUUUUUUACAAGUUUUAUUCUCUUGUUACAGCUUGUCUGUGGUUUUAUUUUAUCUUUAACACUCCCAAUUCAUGCCAAGAAUGAUAAAAACUGGGUGAACAAACCUUAGUGUGCUACAUUGCACAAUUAUAGUAAAAAGCAAUAUUUGUAUCAAAACUUCAGAACCUAUAGCAUGAGUGGAAAAGUAUCAGUAAAAGCUUCAACUAUUAUUUAUGAUUAAGGAUUAUUUACAAUUGUUGGAAACAAACAUUAAGCUAUUUAGUAAUAAUUAACCGAAUCCAAUACUAAAAGGUGCAACCAAGAAUA
This is a messenger RNA of Stylophora pistillata, 3132 nucleotides long. RefSeq lists its product as uncharacterized. Gene Ontology annotation, cellular component: microtubule cytoskeleton. The record is from RefSeq and is a predicted model, not a curated record. Lineage: Eukaryota; Metazoa; Cnidaria; Anthozoa; Scleractinia; Pocilloporidae. Gene Ontology annotation, biological process: microtubule cytoskeleton organization.